Brachypodium distachyon (stiff brome) is the source of this 1540-nucleotide messenger RNA. RefSeq lists its product as uncharacterized. The coding region runs from base 401 to 1375 and encodes 324 amino acids. Lineage: Eukaryota; Viridiplantae; Streptophyta; Magnoliopsida; Poales; Poaceae. The transcript has a single exon. The record is from RefSeq and is a predicted model, not a curated record.
AAACAAAAUGCUUAGCCUUACAGUCUGUGCGGGUGACCACGCUAAUUCUUUUUACCGUGAACAUAUUGUUUUUCAACCUGCGAAGAAUCACAGUUCUUCCACUAUGAACAUAUCACAAGAUGUUUGGUGUGUGUGGAUGAGCAGUAGGCUCCCUUGUGCCCCAAGGAUACUCUCCCCUCAAACUAUUCCAAUAGUCUCCGACCAACUAAGCAUGGGGAAAACGUUUGAAUCCCAUACACGGCUACACCAAACACGGUACUGCAAGUAAAAUAUUCCCGCCAUGGCCGCUCUGAUCCUUGUUAAACUCUAAGCUCCAACCUCACAUCCCCCACUACCGCCUCCAUUCGUAAGCCCCGAACAAUUAACGCUUGCCAGACUAGAUUAACUCCACAUUUCCGCCAUGGCCGCUGCAGCUCCAAGCUCCGCGGGCCUGUCUCUAUGGGCCGGCUUCGUGGAGGAAUCCCUGAUCCUGCCGGGCCGGAACCCGGGGCUGUUCCUGCGGGCCGUGGCGCUCAUCUUCGCCCACACCUUCGUCUUCCUCUCCCUCGCCGUCCGCUCCGCGCACCCCGCCGCCGCCGCCCUCCUCUCCCUGACCGCGACGGGCGCGCCGCCGCCGCCCUCCUGGAGCCGCUACGCGCUCCUCGAGGACGACGAAGGAGACUACUACCCGGAGGCGACCAGCGGCAAGGUUCUGUACCACGGCAAGACGCUGCUCCUCUUCUACCUCGCGUACGUGGGCAGCAAGCUCGCCACGCAGGCCGCCGUCGCGCUCGCCGCCUCCGCCACGGCGCGGUUUCCCGGGAGGCCCCUCGUGGUCAUCGUCGUCCGCGGGCCCCGCCUCCUCGCCACCGCCGCCUUCCUCGCCGCCGCGGAGCUCGCCUCCACGGCGCUCCUCGCCGCGUGCGUCGCGGCCUGGUGGUGGGCGUGCUCCGGCAAUGGCGCCGUGGCGUCGUUCGUCUCCGGCGUCCUGCUGUUCGUCCUCCUCCUCGGGGCCCUCGCCCGCCUCUGCCUCGCCGCGGCCGUCCCCGUGGCCAUCGCCGCCACCGCCGCAUCGUCGUCAGAGCCGGAAGUCGGCGGCGGCGGCGCAAGCGAUCUGCGGCGGGCGUGGCGGCUGAUGUCCGCGAGGAAGCAGGAGGCCGCCGUGCUGGUGGGCGCGGCGAGCCUGCUGCCUCUCGUCGUGUACCCGGUGUACGCUAUCGCUCUCGUCUGGGGGCCGGGGGACUCCGUGUGGGAGCUGCUGGGAAUGCUGCCCGGGUACCUCUUCCCUUCCGUCACCGUGCAGCUCUACUCCGCCGUGGCCGCCGCCGUCUUCUACCACCGGUUCAGCCAUCACGCUGCCAUUCCGUUCACCACCACGAAAGCUAUACUUAUCUAGCUGACCCUGCACUCUCUGGGACUCUGUAAUGAUCUUGACCUCUUGAGUUUACCAUGUACUCCAGUCGGAUUUGCCUCUGAAAUUCAUUUCGAAAUGUUUUUUCUUUCUUAGAUAUAAAAAAGGGCUUUUCCACACUAGAAUGAAACGAUACUAACGCUUACACAA